AUGCGGCGCCGAGGAUUGCGGAGAAGACGUGACUUCUCCUCUGCACACUGGAGAUUCUGUGUUUCCUGGGUCGCACUGGCAUUGUCUCUAUUGCAGGGACUUUCCUUAGUUCAUUCUUCUACCAGAAUACAACAUCACGCACCGAAAGUUGUAGGAUCAACAAAUUUACCAGUCAAAGUUUAUGUCAGGCAGCAUCAUAACAGUCCGCAUAUUCUGUGUUUAACAAAUCAUCUGAGAAAUUCAGAAUUGAUCGACCCAAUAUUUGAAUGGCAUGGACCAAGUGGUGAUUUGGUUACAGGAAAUGAAUCUGUGACAAUAUCCCCAACAGGAACUCUUUUAUUCCAACAUUUCAAAUCUUACAUGAGUGGAAUUUACACAUGUUCCCUAGUGUUUAAGCCUACUACUGAGCAAGAAGAAAAAAGCUAUUUAAUUAAAUAUGUUAUUUAUGCUUAUUCUGAUCCUAACUUUUACUAUGAGUUUACAGCACGGUAUCAUUCAGCUCCCUGCAAUAGUAUCUAUAAUGCUUCUUUUGAAAAGAAGCUGCUUCAGAUAUUGGCCAAGCUUGUUGUGGAGCUAGCCUGCGAGGUUUCAUUAGAAAAGUCUGAAUGCCAUCAUGUAAAAAUGCAGAGAGCUGGAAUGCAAAAUGAAUUAUUCUUCACUUUUAAAGUUUUUUCUCUAGAAGCAGUAAAAGGCAAAAGUAUGUGUCAGAAAAAUGCAUGUGAUGUAUCAAGAAGAUUACGAAAGAAAAUUGUAAUACAUUUGAUGACAUUAUUAUUUUUGUCUUGUUAUGUUUUGCUUUCUUUUGUUAUAGUUGUGUGCAGUCCAGGAUCAUUCAACCCUCAUGAAGGAACUCAUUGUCUUCAAUGCAACAGAAGUCUGACAUAUGGAGCCAAACAUUGUUAUUAGACUGUUAGCAUAAUCCUUUUGCUAUGUUUAGUAAC
This is a messenger RNA of Notechis scutatus (mainland tiger snake), 941 nucleotides long. Lineage: Eukaryota; Metazoa; Chordata; Lepidosauria; Squamata; Elapidae. The record is from RefSeq and is a predicted model, not a curated record.